Messenger RNA from Venturia canescens, 2266 nucleotides. RefSeq lists its product as uncharacterized. The transcript is spliced from 3 exons. NCBI's taxonomy places the organism in Eukaryota, Metazoa, Arthropoda, Insecta, Hymenoptera, Ichneumonidae. Bases 1342 to 1821 code for a protein of 159 amino acids. The record is from RefSeq and is a predicted model, not a curated record.
UAUUACGAAUCUGAAAGCAAAAUUGAAGAGACAAAAGUUUUGACAAAAAUUUCAGGUCAUUUUUUUCCUCGUUUCUAGUGCACGAUAUUUCUUCAGUUGAAUAAAGUUUUUUUCGCAUUUACGUAUUUUCUAGGAAGCAUUCAGGGGUCCAAAACGCAGUCUUCGUUGAAGAAGUUGAAGAAUUGGGAAGAAAAGAGUGAGCGUCCAAACGUGAAGGUGAAGUCAAACUGCAUCGCAAAAACGUCACUCCAUAAGAGAUUAUCGAAGGAGAGUCGUGGAGACAGUGAAAACGGAAUGUUUGAUCAGAGGCGCCGAUCACCUGGCAAGAUUUACAGAAAAAAAAGCAUGAGAACGCUCGCGCACACGACAAGUGUCUUGGUGGUUGAGCAGCUGUUCUCCAUGGGUGAAGCUGAAGAAAAAAAAGAGAGAAACAUAAAAACGAGGAGAGCAGGAGUGAGAGAAAAAGAGACAAGGUGCACGCGCCAUCGACGAAAUCGCGGAGUCCUCUCCGUUGGGACCUUUUACGAGGGGACUUCGGAGAUGGUUUGAUUUUCGUGUUCGUCGAGAUGCCAAAAUUCUCGUUCUCUCACUGUCUCUUUUUUCUUGUUUUUUUUUUCGUUCUUCCCUGCUCUUCGAAUAAUAACUAUGAUAAAACGAAAACAACCCCCGAGCAUUCCCAUCGGAACGUCCCACCAUUUUAUAGAUAUAAACCAAACUUUUUUACUCGCUUUAUAAUUGGCGAAACAUCUUUCCACACACGUAGAUUUUUCUCCUGAUUUCGCAAAGAAUUUCAGUAAAAAUCAGUAAAUCGAUUGAAUCGAGGAGGCAGUUACGUUCAUUCUGUAAUACACACGAACCUGCUCUCGUUUACGACGUUUUAAUCAAGUUCUCUCUGAAUAUCCAAUCGAAAAUAUUACUCAGAAAUAAAAAAAAAUGGGAAUAAUAUAGUGGAUUCAGAAAAGCAUAAAAAUGAGCUGGUCGAAAGGACUUUUCAAACUCGAUGAAAAACCAGCAUUUUUGCUUCAAACUAAAGUGCCAAAAAAUAUCGUUAUUGAUUGAAUUCGCUUUAAAAAUUCCUUCAAAAUACAGUUAAAAGAGCGUGCAACGUCGACACUCUGAUUGAGCACAAUUCAGUAAAAUUUAACUUUCGAAAUUAGUGGGUUUGGAAAAACUGUUUUCGCUUCUGCAUUAAAGUUGCAAAUCUCCUCGAAUUUUCGUCUUCUGCAUAAUGUUUUUUCUUCGCUUUUCAUACAGUCGAUUCAAGAGUAUUUUUGGAAGCAGAUUUUUGAGUCCGGAACGAAUUUCGCAAGAGAAAUUGAAAUAAAGCAGAAGAAAGCCAAGAUGUCUCGAUCGGUGGAGGUUUCCUCAUGCUGCACAAAAGAAUUCUCCAGUGUUGAAAAUCCUCUUCGUCGAUUCGAGCCGAAGAGGUCCGUACAUAUGUGCGUGGAACGAGCCCGGAGAACCCUCAACAGCAGAACGCGUUCUUCACAAUUCUUCAGUUUUUGUUUGGGGAUCACGAGGGUGGAUCGACGCUUCGGCCAGCAUGAAUUUUGGCCCCGGUGGUCUGAGAGUCUACCAUAUGUUGAGAAGGGAAAAACAAGGCCAAAAAUCGUGAAGAAUCGUGGCUCGAGAAAAUCGAUUUUUCACAGAGUUUUUCCAGAGGUUCCUACGCGUGUUCAGAUGAUGCACGUUCGUUUGGAUGCGUGGAAUAUCGAUCCUUGGGAACCCGGUGGUGGUGAUGAUGAUGACGGUGAUGACGAGGACACAGCUGGACUUGUGCCAGCGCCUCCCUCUCGCUGCAGACACCCAUCUGCCACGUAAUCGACGUCGAUCGCGGCCUUCGUAAUCGCAGUCACACCGAACACUUUCUCUCCCUCCGUAUACUUACAGCUUUCGACUCUUACCAACGAAUUAUCUCAUCAGCACGUAUUUCUCUCUGCUUUCAUCCGAUCUACAAACUCUUACCCUCCGACCAAUUAAUUAUCUACGAAGCGAAGUCUCCACUUUCCAAGUUUUCGACUAACGUUUCCGGAAACACGAAAUUCUAUUCAUUUUUAGGACUGCUAAUCGCUGAACUUUGUUUACGAGACUCUUGUCGACGCAUUCUUGAGAAACGAGUAGCAAACUCAUUUGGCAGCGUGGAAAAAAAGCCUGAUAAUUCGUCGAGGAAUAUCGUUGGUCGAAUGAGAUUUGGAUGACUCGAACGAGUGAUUGCUCUCUGAAAAUCGUGAUUUAGCGAGUCCAAAAUAAAGUAUUUGCGAUUGGA